CUCCGCUUUUAGCGUGGUCAACCGCAGAUUUCUCUGGUCCUGGCUGGUCGAGCUCGUGACGGCAUGAGGCUCUGCGCGAGUCGGGCGCGAAGCCGAAGCCGAAGCCGAAGCCGAGCUGUCUUGUCUUGUCCGUGCGCGAAGUUUGAAGCAGCUUUCGAUGAACUUUUGAUCGUGUGCCAUCUGUUACAUCGAACCAACAUCACCAGCGCACGACCAUCCUAAUCGAAAUUCGAAUUCCAGCGUCUCCAUCUCCGUAUAAAGUCCCCCCUCGUCAAUAUGGUCAAGCUCGAGGAGGUUCCCGAUGAGGAGCUCUACGCACCCCAGCAGGGCCCAAAGGACGACGAGGAUGAGUGGGACACAGAUAGCGAAUCGGAAGUUUCAGAUGAUGAUGAUUAUGAUGAUGAGAGCCUCGACGAAUCACUGCUCGACCGAGUAUAUGCAUUGAAAGACAUUGUCCCGCCGACAUACCGCAAGCACGUCUCCAAUGUCGCAUCGACAGGCUACAGCUGGGUAUCAAAGAGUGCGAGCUUCAGUGGAAAGGCAAUUUGGGUCAUCAGCACGAGCGCGCUGCUGUUGGGAGUACCGUGGGCACUGGCGUUCAGCGAAGAGCAGCAGGUGCAGGAGAUGGAGAGGGAGAUGCGCAUGCAGCAGAGCGCGAGUGAGCUCCUUACAGCAGGCGCCAAGCCAGCUUUGUAAGAAUCUCACGCAUUGCACAGAAGCACCGCAUAUUUCACGCAUAAUGAGCAGCGGAUAUUGCGCUUGUAUUAUACUACUCUGCUCAAAAGAUAGACAGGUCGAUCC
Molecule: messenger RNA, 801 nt
Organism: Pseudocercospora fijiensis CIRAD86
Lineage: Eukaryota; Fungi; Ascomycota; Dothideomycetes; Mycosphaerellales; Mycosphaerellaceae
Exons: 3
Coding region: 277-696 (139 amino acids)
Biological process (GO): intracellular protein transport
Cellular component (GO): mitochondrial outer membrane
Source: RefSeq, a predicted model, not a curated record